Fusarium venenatum is the source of this 987-nucleotide messenger RNA. RefSeq names its product thioesterase-like superfamily-domain-containing protein. Lineage: Eukaryota; Fungi; Ascomycota; Sordariomycetes; Hypocreales; Nectriaceae. The record is from RefSeq and is a predicted model, not a curated record.
AUGAGUUCAUCUUCAUCCAUUACGCCGUUCAGAGCUGCUACAGGCGUGACUCAGCUUGAGAACGACUUUUGGAGCGCCAAUCUCUACAAGGACUACUGCGUAGGUGCAGUACCAAAUGGCGGCUACGUGGCGAGCGUGAUGUAUCAAGCUGUGCAGAGUCAUGUUCGAAAUCUUGGCCUACGACAAGAGAUCAUCUCAGCUCAGCUUCAAUAUGUCAACCGUACUCAGAUAGGUGAAGCAACUAUCGCCAUAGAGAAAGUCAAAAGCGGUCGCGCAACCUCUACCUUUCAUGCAACUCUUCUACAAGGUCAUGACUCUCCAAAGUCGAAGGCAAGGAAGUGUGUGUUUGGCUACUAUGUGUGUUUGGCUCCGACAGCAGACGGCCUGACUCUCACUACCGACUGGAAACUCCUCCCUCCAGCCCCGCCUAUUGAUUUAGAGCGAGCUGCCAAGGGACUGGACCCAAACUGGUCGUUGGAGGCGUCCCGUAUUCAGAUCUCUCACUUGGCAACGCUGGGAUUUGUCCGCGCCGUGGAAGGAGCCUUUGAAUCGUACUAUCGGCGACAACCCGCUCGCAAAGGACUUGAAGACUCAUGGAUUCGACUAACAAGCGGUGAACGCUUCACCAACAACACAUUGUCCCUUGUUGUGGAUGCGAAGCCCUACGUCGUUGAAGGUUGGAGACCCUUACCAGAUAGUAAGAGCAGAGAGGCGGGAGCGGUACCUUUCUCCAGGAAUGAUCCAUUUUGGUACCCAACCCUUGUUAUGAAUCUGGACAUCAAGAAGGUCUUGCCACAGGAGGGUGUAGAGUGGCUUUUCAUCAGGACGGAAGCAAGGAAGAUUGAACAAGGGCGGCUUGACUUGCAGGUCACCAUCCUGGAUCAGGAAGGGGAUCUUGUUGCGCUUGCCAGCCAUAUCAACUUGGUACUCUCGGCAUCCCGAAAUCUGGGGGCCAAGAAUGUGAAGGAAGCCAAAGGGAAGCUAUGA